Messenger RNA from Cornus florida, 1721 nucleotides. Its product is annotated as glucan endo-1,3-beta-glucosidase 3. Gene Ontology annotation, biological process: carbohydrate metabolic process. The transcript has 3 exons. The record is from RefSeq and is a predicted model, not a curated record. The coding region runs from base 182 to 1375 and encodes 397 amino acids. NCBI's taxonomy places the organism in Eukaryota, Viridiplantae, Streptophyta, Magnoliopsida, Cornales, Cornaceae. Gene Ontology annotation, molecular function: hydrolase activity, hydrolyzing O-glycosyl compounds.
CUUGUCUUGCACUCCAAAAGGCUGCUUGUGCCUCCAGACCUUAAAGCACAUACAUAGAGAGAGAGAGAGAGAGAGAGAGAGAGACAUAGAUAUAGAGAGAGAGAGAGACACUUCUAGGUUUUGAAAACUCCCAAACCCCCCAUCUCUCUCUUUUGCAUUUUCAUUCAACUCUGCUACUGAAAUGUUGAAGAUGGUGUGCCUAUUUCAUCUUCUCUAUUUCUCUGUGUUGAUGGGUCUUACUGGGGCAAAUCAAGAACCAGUUGAAAUUUUGACCCUCCAUGACUCAUCUCCAAUGGUGCUUCAAGGUUUGUCUCAUACAGGUAUUCCUGUGGCUAUUUCUGUGGGUAAUGAACAUUUGAAUGAGGUUUCAAGCACUGUUAUUAUGGCUGAAAAUUGGAUUAGGACCCAUAUCUUAGCUUACUACCCAGCCACCAAAAUCAACACCAUUGUUGUGGGACACCAUGUCCUCUGUGACAAAAACCAAGAACAAAAUAUGGGUUUGGUUUUACCAUCUAUGAAAAACAUUUAUUACACCCUCACUCGGUGGGGUUUGGAGAGAGAAAUCAAAGUUUCUGCUUCUUUCUCUUCCAAUUGCUUACACUCAUCAUCUGUUUUGUAUGUCAAACCUGUACUGAACUUUUUGGAAGACAUUAAUUCAACUUAUUUAGUGAACCCACCACCAAAUCUGUCUAUUCAAUCAGAUGAAACCAUGAGAUUGGUGUUUUCUCACUCAGAAUCCAUGAAAAAACUUGGGGUUUUGAACCUAAACAAGAUCAAUUUAAUCAUCAAUAGCCCAGAAGAAAGAAAACCCAUGACUAGAAAGCUCUCAUUCAUAGAUCCAUUCCCAACAAGACCAACCCCAUUAGCCCCAGUAAGCACUCCCAUUGGUUACUCUGUCCCUUCCAAUGUGGCCAUAAGCCCUCUUCCUCCACUGGUUGGCACGCUUUCGCCCCUUUCACCGCCACCGUUAUCGCUUCCUACCGCCCCGGGACUACCUCCUCCAUUUAUCGGCCCGGCAAGCCCGCCUUUUGGGUUCAAUUUGCCGCCGUGUAAUCCGACCAAUCCUGGUUUCGCUGCGCCGCCAGAGACAGGGGUAAUGCAGGGGUUGUGGUGUGUGGCGAAGCCUAGCGUGCCGGCAGAGACAUUGCAGGAGGCAAUGGACUAUGCUUGCGGUGAGGGUGGUGCCGAUUGUGAAGCCAUUGGCUCACUGGGGAGUUGUUUCUAUCCUGAUACUGUUGUGGCCCAUGCUUCUUAUGCUUUCAAUAGUUAUUGGCAGAAGAGCAAGAAAAAUGGUGGGACUUGUAGUUUUGGAGGGACUGCUAUGAUUAUAAAUGCUGACCCAAGUUUUCAGCACUGUCGGUUCAUUCUUAGCUAGUGAAAUGACAUGAAUGGAUGCGACGAUGAUAGUGACUCUUGGGCUUGUUUUGCUACAUCUAGAGGCUAGAGCUGGGAUUUUUAUUCCAAGGUGAAUUUGUUUUGGUACUACCUUUCUAUUUGUCAGUGAUUAGAUGAAGUAGUUACUGUGUAGAAAUCUAGAAGUUUAACUUAUUUCUUAGCAGUAUGUGGAGUAAUAAGCAUAAACUUAGCUAUUCUUUUGACUUGUAUGGUAGAUAUAUGUGGUUAUAUUCCUUUCUGCCUGUAAAAAACUUCUCUCUCAGGCUCUCAGCUCAGUGUUACAAGUAUUGUUUUCUUUGCUUUUAUAUAAAACACUUUUUGAAAAA